Anthonomus grandis grandis is the source of this 1665-nucleotide messenger RNA. It is a transcript of the gene sand, whose product is annotated as potassium channel subfamily K member 15. The coding region runs from base 290 to 1462 and encodes 390 amino acids. Lineage: Eukaryota; Metazoa; Arthropoda; Insecta; Coleoptera; Curculionidae. The transcript has 10 exons. Gene Ontology annotation, biological process: potassium ion transmembrane transport; stabilization of membrane potential. The record is from RefSeq and is a predicted model, not a curated record. Gene Ontology annotation, cellular component: membrane. Gene Ontology annotation, molecular function: potassium ion leak channel activity.
GCGAGACCCCCCGAAAUAUUCGGUUUAUAGGUUAGGUGUUCGCGGCGUCCGUGAAAUAAAAUAAAAUUGAAAAUUUAAUAGAAUUUUCGGUGUAGGGAGUACAGAGAAUUUUCACGGAAAAAUUUAUUGAUCCUUAACAUUUAGGACGGGAAUAUUUGGAUGUGAUAAAAUGUGAAACUGUUUUGAUGUAAAAUGCUUUAUGGGUUUACAUAAUAUUUAUUUACUUAGACAGAUCUUUAAAAAAUGAGCUGCUUAUCCAGAUGACCCAAGUUUAUUUAGUUUUGACAAGAUGGAGCGUAGGCGCUCAACCAGGAGGCCAAAUAGGCGCUAUCGUAGACCUUGGCUUAAAAAAUGCAAGGAGUAUAUAAGGACAUUUAUUGCUUUUAUGUUUAGUAAUGUUGGCAUUAUUGGACUAGUGAUUGGAUACACGAUAGCUGGAGCCUUUAUAUUUCAAUUUCUCGAAAGUGGAAAAUUUAUUGAAGUACACUACAAUGCUAUUAAAAAUAGAACCUUAUAUGCCCAGAAGCUCUGGAACAUUUCGAUGAAAUUAAAUAGAGGAGUGGAUCUGCGGGAGAAAGAUUUUAGGGAGGCUGUUACUGUUGAACUUUUAGCUUUUCAAGAGAAUUUUGUGAAUCUGACGCGUAAAGGCUUUGAUGGUACCGAUGAUACGGAUGGUAAAAAAUCAUGGAGUUUUGCAGGAGCGUUCUUGUUUUCCUUGACAGUCAUUACUACCAUUGGUUAUGGAAACAUUUGGCCCCACACACCUAAUGGUAAAAUAGCAAGCAUAAUUUAUGCCAUAAUAGGAAUGCCUUUAUUUCUACUGUACCUCUCAAAUAUUGGUGAUGUAAUGGCAAGGUCUUUCAAAUGGAUUUACGCUAAUUUAUGCUUAUGCAGAUGGUGUCCUGGUGUAGCUAAAAGAAGGGCUGAAAGAAGGAUGCGAAGAGACCAAAAAAUGAUGAAUGCAGAUUACGAUAGCGAAUCAAAAUCAGAUAAAAGCAGCUCGUCUAAUUCUGUUGACAUCAACAUGGAACUUGAUGUACUAAACCGUCGCGAAUCAGUCAUUAGUGAUGUAUUAACUAACUACACCGAAGGCUCAUAUGAUGUUGAAAACGUCACUGUACCGAUUACAGUAUGUCUUAUGAUUAUGGUUGGAUAUAUUUGCGGUGGUGCCAUAUUAUUCUGUCAAUGGGAACAGGAUUCCGGGUGGUCUUUCUUGGAUGCCUCGUACUUCUGUUUCAUCUCUCUCAGCACCAUCGGAUUUGGAGAUUUCGUCCCAGGAGAUAAAAUUUUCGGAGGAGGAAAAAUCGAAGAAAUCUUAGAACUAAAAUUCGUGUUCUGCUCGAUGUACCUUAUGCUGGGUAUGGCCUUGAUUGCCAUGUGUUUUAAUUUAAUGCAGGAAGAAGUAAUCCAUAAAAUACGAUCAACGAUUAGGACGGUAAAAUACAUCUUUCGAUGUAGAUGACCCGGAAACUCUAAAUAGAGAAGUGAAGACUGAAAAUCGUUGCCUCAAUGUUUUCAAUACGUAAGGAUAUAUAGGAAGGUUUCGUCUACAAAGCCGCUUUUAGUACUUCCAGCAUCUUUUAGUAAUGAUAGUAUAGUUUAAUUAUUAAUAAAUUAUUAAUUUUUCUCGAAUUUUACAUAUAUUUAAUAAAAUAGUAUCAAAGA